This is a messenger RNA of Peronospora matthiolae, 480 nucleotides long. The record is from the annotation of a GenBank genome assembly. NCBI's taxonomy places the organism in Eukaryota, Oomycota, Peronosporomycetes, Peronosporales, Peronosporaceae.
AUGCUGACGGUUCCGGAGCGCCGCUACGUACGAUCCAGCGACCGACGUCUGGCCGAAUUGGCAGCUCAAGCAGCAACCCGGUUUGACCUGGACGAGUUGCAGUAUCGACGUUGUGAGUCCAGUGGUGUCAUGACGGAGCAUGUGAUUGACGGCACCAUCGUGACUGCAACGAGUGUCAUCGAAUGCUCGCUUGCCGAGAUGCGGGGCCUAUUGGUAUCGCCCACGAGUGAACGCUACGCUUGGGUGAUGCGCGAACUGUUCGGUCGGGACUUUAUCUACGGGACGAUCGUGCACCACGCGAAAGAAGUGACGACGCAGGACGUGACGGUCCGGACAGCAGCCUUUUUGAAGCGCCACAUGCUGGCACGCAAUCAACAAUGGUGUUUUGUCUGUGCUCAUAAGACCUUGGAGAAGAGCCAAGCGGAGGGGGUUCACGGUCACAAUAGCGUCGCAGCACCCGGACGACGUGUUCUCGGGUAA